AGUUGCCCUGCCUCUUGAAGAAGGCACUCUGGAGAGAGAGGUUCCACUCACCCGCUCCUGACCCAGAAUACUCUUUUGCCAGCCUUCCUGGGGUCCCCCAGCACCUAAGUGAAUGCUUUCCAGACAGCAGAAAUACCAAGAGUUUGGCACCUCCCUAGAAUUUAACAGGUUGUCAUGGCGACUAGCAAUGAUCCAGAGGAAGAGCAGGUUGUGCCGGAUACAGAAGAUGGAGCUGCUGAUGUGAAGGCAGUGCAGGCCCGGUAUCUCCGAAGCCCUUCUCCCAGCCAGUACUCCAUGGUUUCAGAUGCUGAAACAGAGAGUAUUUUCAUGGAUCCCAUUCACCUGUCAUCAGCUGUUGCUGCCAAGCAGAUCAUCAAUGAAGAACUCAAACCAAGAGAAGUUAAGACGGAUGCCAUGUGCCCUGGGAUGCUGGAGUCAGCAGAGCAGCUGCUGGUGGAGGACCUGUAUAACAGAGUCAAAGAGAAGAUUGAUGACACCAGCCUGUAUAACACGCCCUGUGUCAUGGACCUUCAGCGAGCUUUGGUUCAGGACCGCCAGGAGGCUCCCUGGAAUGAGGUGGAUGAAGUCUGGCCCAAUGUCUUCAUUGCAGAAAAGAGUGUGGCUGUGAAUAAGGGGCGACUGAAGAGGUUAGGGGUCACUCACAUCCUCAAUGCGGCUCAUGGCACAGGUGUUUACACUGGACCAGAGUUCUACAAUGGCCUGGAGAUUCAGUACCUGGGUGUAGAGGUGGAUGAUUUCCCUGAGGUAGACAUAUCCCAGCAUUUCCGGAAGGCUGCGGAAUUCCUUGAUGAAGCUCUGCUGACCUACAGAGGGAAAAUCCUGGUCAGCAGUGAAAUGGGUAUCAGUCGGUCAGCUGUGCUAGUUGUUGCUUACCUGAUGAUCUUCCACCAUAUGACCAUCCUAGAAGCCCUGAUGACCGUGAGGAAGAAACGCCCCAUCUACCCCAAUGAUGGUUUCCUUAAGCAACUGAGGGAGCUGAAUGAGAAGUUAAUGGAGGAACGAGAUCAGGACUAUGGAAGGGAGGGAGAGGAUUAUGAGGAUGAAGUAGGCAGAGGCUCUGCACUGGCAGGCGAAGGAGAAACAGGAAGUGUGUUUGGGGCCAGAGUUCACUCAAUUGUAGUGGAAGAAGAGGAGGACACCACCAGCACCCUGAGUGGUUCUUCUGUGAGGAGCUCUCGGAGGAUGUCCAAGCCUGUCACCCUCAUUGAUGAUGAAGAGGAGAAGAAGCUGUACAAGGACUGGAGGAAGAAGCAAGGCUUCACUCAGGAUAGGAAUGGCCAAUCACAAACACCCUUGGAUCAAGAAGGAGGGGAAGAGUGUGAGGAGGACCUAGAAAGGGUCAUUCAGGAGUGGCAAAGCCGAAAUGAGAAGUACCAAACAGAAAGGUCCCAUAGGUGGUCUAGGGAGAAAGAGGAAGACGAAGAAGAAGAGGUGGACAGAGACUCCCUCUUGGGGAGACGCAGGAGGCGCACAUUCAGUGAAAGUAGCACCUCGGAGAGUACCAUAAGCCGUGAUAUCCGGGUCCUGAAGAAGCAGUUGGAGCUCAGCAGUCGUAGGCAGACACAGAGAAAGCAUUCUGAUUCAGUGUCCUCAGAGAGCACUUGGGACAUGUGGAACCAAAGGUUGCUGGAGAUUGAGAAGGAAGCAUCUCAAAGAUAUCACUCUAGGAGCACUAAGGAGGAAGCUGAGUCCGAUUCAGAGACAGGGAGGAGACAGAGGGAGGAUGAUGAAGAAAGCAUGGCCUCGGAUGCCAGUUCUUUCUAUAACUUCUGCAAAAGGAACAAAGACAAGCUGACUGCCCUAGAACGGUGGAAGAUAAAGAGAAUCCAGUUUGGAUUUCACAAGAGGGAUUCAGAAGCAAGAGAGGGCAGUAGUGAACAAGGUGAAGAGACCACAGAGGGGGAGAAGAAGAACCUCUCAGAUGUCAACCUGACAGCCUACCAGGCCUGGAAGCUAAAACACCAGAAGAAGGUGGUAGGCAAUGAAAACAAGGAUGAGGUGGUGGAACUCAGUAAAGGGGAAGACUCAGUUUUGGCCAAGAAGAAACAAAGGAGGCUGGAGCUGCUAGAACGGACCAGGCAGACCCUGGAGGAAAGCCAGUCCAUGGAUAGUUGGGAUGCUGAGAGUACAGCCACCAGCAAAAGCAUUCCCCUGUCCGCUUUCUGGCCUUCUGUGGCAUCAGCCAGUGCUGAUGGAGAUUCAGGCUCUAUGCUGAGCGCACAAAGCAACAGGUCCCACUUGUCUCAGGCUCCAACCAAUAUCUCAGGCUCCAUGCCUACCAUACCUUUGCCCAACCUGCCGGUGGGACCUGGAAAUACCAUCUCUGUGGCCAGCAUUCAGAACUGGAUCGCCAACGUGGUCACUGAGACACUUGCUCAAAAACAAAAUGAGAUGCUGUUGCUGUCUCGACCUCCUUCUACUGCAAGCAUGAAGCCCACUCCCUUAGGCAAUGGCCUGGGAGAUGAUCAGAUCUCCUGCCUCAGUGGGCAGAGUGCCCAAUCCUUAGGUACCUCCUUGCUGACUCGUGCCCACGACAGGCCCAAUGCUGAUUCCCAGUCUGUGUUGUCCUGCAGUGCGAUUAGCUCAAGAACUGAAGGAGUCAGGGGAAAGGAGAAAGGAACAAGUAAGCUUUUCUACAGCCUCUUUGCAGAUGACGUUAACCUGAAGGAGCUCAGACAGAAGGAAAAGGAGAUGCAAAGUGGGAUAAGAGAGAAGAUGUCCGAGUACAAAAUGGAGAAACUUGCCUCAGACAACAAACGAAGCCAGCUGUUCAAGAAGAAGAAGGCAAAGGAAGAAGAGGAGGAGGAGGAGGGUGCUGGGGAAGAAGACACUGACAGUGCCAUAGGGAGCUUUAGAUAUUCUUCCCGCAGUGAGUCACAGAAGCCCGAGACAACCAUCUCCUCUUCCUCCUCCUUGGCUGUCUCUGAUCAUCGUGGAAGUGCCAAUGUGGCCAACUUAGAAAUGGACAGAAGUAUUAAUAGGUGGCUCAGUGGUCUCAAGACAGAAGGAGAGGUUCCUCCCCAAAGGAACUGGUCUAGGAGCUCUGGGGAGAAGUACUCCAGGUCAAGCACUCUCCGGGAGGUGGAGUCAGAAGCUUCCAGUUACAGGAUUUCCAAGUCCCGGUCAGAGGAGCGAGACAGCUCAUCACAUCAACAGUCAGAUGGCAACUCUGUGAGGAGUACCUCUAGAUUCUCUUCUUCCUCCACUAGAGAGGAUAGGGAGACAUACAAGUUCUCCAGGUCAAAAUUCAGGGAGACUUCCAGGUCUAGGGAAGAAAGCCCUGAGCCAUACUUCUUCCAAAGGAGCCCAGAACCUUCCCAGGGAGAAGAGUCCCCCGAACCCCUAAGACGGAGCUGGUCCAGAAGCCACGACUGGGAAGAUGUCGAAGAGUCAUCCAAAUCGGACUUUUCUGAAUUUGGAGCCAAGAGGAAAUUCACCCAGAGUUUCAUGAGGUCUGAUGAGGAAGGGGAGAGAGAAAGAACGGCAAACUCUGAAGAAGGAAGAUUUGCAUCAGGGCGAAGGUCUCAAUAUCGGAGAAGCACCGACAGAGAGGAUGAGGAAGAGACGGACGAUGAAGCCAUCAUCGCUGCCUGGAGACGCCGGCAAGAAGAAACCAAAACUAAGCUACAGAGAAGACGGGAAGAGUAAGGAGGGCAGGACAAAGUUUGCUGACGUGACUUAAGCAGGAAGAAGACAGAUGACUUCUAGGAGAGUCCCAAGGCACACAUCUGACUAUUGGACAGAGGCCCGUUUCCCACAGCCUAAUCCUCUAAGUCUCUGAGCUCAGGUAUUUGGGAAUGAACAUCUGAAGGCCAGCGUGCUAAACUUCCUGCAGUACCUGCUGUUUUGUGGGAAGACAUGCUUACAAUCAGUGUGGCUGUGAACCAGUACCCAGCAUAUGUAGCUCUAUAGAGUUUUAGAGAGAGUGCCAAGUCUUCUGUGGCAGGCCACUUAGUCAGGGUAGCAGUGAAUUCUGGUUGCGUUUUAUUUAAUGUAGUGACUUUUCAUUAAACAUGGGC
Messenger RNA from Dromiciops gliroides (monito del monte), 4040 nucleotides. RefSeq names its product serine/threonine/tyrosine interacting like 2 (gene STYXL2). Gene Ontology annotation, biological process: protein dephosphorylation; negative regulation of MAPK cascade. Bases 175 to 3669 code for a protein of 1164 amino acids. Lineage: Eukaryota; Metazoa; Chordata; Mammalia; Microbiotheria; Microbiotheriidae. Gene Ontology annotation, molecular function: protein tyrosine/serine/threonine phosphatase activity; MAP kinase phosphatase activity. The transcript has 6 exons. Gene Ontology annotation, cellular component: cytoplasm. The record is from RefSeq and is a predicted model, not a curated record.